AUGCCGCUGUCGCCACCGUCUCAGGGGGACUCCAGGGAGAUCAGCCCGCCCAGGGCCCCCAAAAAGCACAGCACCUUCCACAUCUGGCGAUCCAAGAAGAAGCAGCAACCUCCGCCUUCCGACUGUGGAGUGUUCAUUCCGCACCCACUCCCCGCUCCCCUAGAUGAGGCCAGAGCUUUGGAAGUAGCGGAUGGAAGCCUCGUUUCUCAAGAGUCCCAGGAAUUUGUAUUGCACUGUGGAGAGUCCCAAUUCUUUCAUAAUACCAGUGAGUCACUUCGUCCUGUAUCUACAGAGUCUGGAAUAUUUAAAAAGUCCAGAGCACAACCGCCAGAAGAGAACAAAAGAAAGCCAGUUUUGGGGAAAUUUGGCAAUCUGUUCACAGCGGGGAGGAGAAGGAAUGUCAGAAACGGGCUAGAGAAUCCCACCAGCUCAAAUGUCAAACCGGCUUCUUCCAAAAAUGUAACAUCUAAACACUCCGAGAAGGAGAAUGAGAAGAGUAAAUCCCAGAGCAACCAACCAACGCAAUCAGCUUCAUGCCCCACAUCUGAGCAGGAGGGUGAGCACUCCGAGAGCAGUAUCCAGGCAACCCCCCUGGACGCUGAGCAGUCACCUUGCCUGAGCAGUGGUGCACGGGACGCUGUGCAACAGUGCCAUGAAAGUGAUUCACCCCAAUUAGAACCUCUGGAGGCCGAGGGAGAGACUUUCCCAGAUGCCACCACCAAUGCCAAGCAGCUGCAUUCCUCGCCAGAGAAUUCCUCCAGGCAAGAGAACUCUGAGACGCUCGCCCGCAGUCCGGGGGAGGACUCUUCUCCAGGCGCUGGCUGUGAACAGGAGACAACCAGGGGUGUGAGGGGUGUGCCGGGGACGCCCACCAGGGAGCGGCCCCCUGGAGGACUAGGCGAAGACUUGGACCGGGGCCCUGAGGUGUGUGCUGAACAAGGCUCUUUGGAGCCCCCAGAGGACACCUCAGCCCCGCCAGGUGACCCUCCCACCAAGGACCAAGAGAAUAGGGCUGGCUCAGUGCAGGUAAACACCAAAGCUGGGCCAGGAGGACGCGCUUCCUCAGCCAAAGUGUUAACUUUGGACAUUUACUUGAGUAAGACUGAGGACGCCCAGGUAGACAAGCCGGUUGUGGUUGCUGCUGGCGCUGAAGAUUGCUGCGAUUCCGACGACAUGGAGAAGAGGUCGAGUGGUCGCAGGUCAGGGAGGCGGAGGAAAUCGCAGAAAUCCACCGACUCCCCCAGUGCAGAUGCGGCGCAGCCAGAGAGCACCACGAGGGACGACGCGGUGUUCGACGACGAGGUGGCGCCAGAUGCAGCCACUGAGCACGUCUCCGCCGAAAAGAAAGUGAAAUCUCCGCUGAGGAGCCCCGAUGGGGGAGUUGCCUCUGCUGGGAGCCCGGAGUCGAAGGCUAGCCCUGGCCCCAAAGGACAGACCCGAGGAGAGUCAGACCGGAGUAAGCAGCUGCCGCCCAGCUCAUCUCCCAUCAAGCGGAAAGGCCGGAGCCGCGUUCCCGAGGCCGUGUCCACCCCUCCUGCCAGUAACCUAAGGACUCCUGCCAAGGAGCCCCCGACCAAGAAGACGCCCGCGGCCGAUACGAGCCCGGCAGCCAAGGGCAUCGCGGGGGAGAACGGCGAGGAGGCGGCCCGGGUCAUCCCACGAGAACUCACGGUCAAAAGCAGCUCUCUACUUCAGGAGUUCAAACCAGAGCAUAAAAGGGGCCCGCUGCCCAACCACUUCGACGGCCGGGGAGAAGGAAGUCGAAGUAGAGAACUGGGCAGAUCCGCAGGAGGGGCUGAUGCUGAUUGCUUAAGGCCUAGGAACCAUUUCGGUGCAGGCAGAUCGACUGUGACCACUAAAGUGACUCUCCCUGCCAAGCCCAAACAUGUGGAACUAAAUCUUAAAAACUCCAAAAAUCUUGACAGCUUGGGAAAUGAGCAUAAUUCAUUUAGCCAGCCAGUUCACAAGGGAAACACUGCCACCAAAAUCUCCUUGUUUGAAAACAAACGGGCCAACAAUAGUCCACGACAUACUGAUGCUCGAGGCACCAAGAACAUUCCUCCCUCUAAUAAAACAUUUGUUGGGCGGGCAAAACUAAAUUUAGCCAAAAAAACCAAGGAAAUGGAGCAACCUGUAAAGAAAGUAAUGUCAACCAGUCACCAGAAUGGUGUGCUCCUGAAGGAAAGCCUCGUAGAAACCAAAGUUGCUGUCCCUGAAGAGGAUGCUGUGACUGGGAGUCCUGGUGUAAGAGGAACAGAAGGAGAUUCUACCAAGGAUCAAACUCUAGGUUCUCAGCUUAACCAAGGAGAUAAAGCAGAUGUGCAAACAGGUGCUGCCUGCCCUUCAGAACCAGUGGUUGCUGCUCUGGUUCCUGUCAAGGACCACAAGCUCUUAGGAGAGGAUCACUCGAAGGCUGCUGACAACAAAGGACUUGUACUUGGAAAUAUGACUGAUACAUCACAAGAUGUUCCUGUCAUCCUUGAUACCAAAGGUUCACCUCCAACAGCCAUAACAAAGCCACAGGAUACCUUUUCUGACUCACAGCCCUCUGAUGAGUUAUCUAAUGGGCCUUCUCUUUCACCAUCUGCACCCAUUCCUAUGGAUGUUCCCAAAGACGUUUGUGCUCAAGUUCCCUUAUGCAAUUUCCCAAGCACUGAUAUAAAAGGGUCAGAAAACCAUAAUGGCUGUGAUUUGCUUGUGUCUCAUCAGAAUAGUGAGAACAUGCCCCUCUCCAAACUUGCUGAAGGAAGAAGAGGAGAAGAAGUAAGCCCUCCUUUGUCCACAGAAGCUUUGGGAAAUGAGGGUCCCUCUAAGGUUCUUGUCCAGGUCAGAUCUUUCAUGCUCCCCAUGGAGAACACCCAGGAUGUAAAUUCCCAGAUAAUCUCGGAUCGUUCUGAAAUUAGAGAAGUGCAGUUGGCAAGUUUUCACAAUAAUGAAAUUGAAGUAGUUUCUGUUGCAAGUUGUGUUCCCCAUAAAGAGGAAGUUCUGGGCAAUAAGAGCACGUCACUCAAAAACACACAUUGCAAAGAGGAACAUGUAGCAAAUUCUGGCUCACAAGGCACACCGCUAGAGUCAGAGAAAGUUCUGUCUAUCCAGGGCCCAAGUCAGGGCAACAAAACAGCCGUGAUGGCUGAAUCCAGCCCUACCCACUUUUCUUACAGCAGAAAGAAUUUAGAAAUUCUGCAAAGGCCAGAUCAAAAUGUAGUGAAUGGUCAGGACUGCCCUGAUGGUCAUUUGAACAUUUCUGCUUGUAGUGAUGAUAGUGUAUUCGAUUCUUCUUCUGAUAUGGAAAAAUUCACGGAAAUUAUAAAAAAGAUGGACAGUUCAAUUUGUGUACCCCAAAAGAAAAAGAAGCCUAGAGUGCCAAACUCCCCUGCACCUCAUUUUGCCAUGCCACCUAUUCAUGAAGACAAUUUAGAAAAAGUCCUCGAUCCCAACUUGUUCACUGUUGGUUUGGGGAAGAAAAAGGAAAGUCAGCCAGAUAUUUCACCGGCUUUACAGCUGAUGCAGAACCUGGACACAAAAUCCAAACUGAGGCCCAAACGUGCAUCCACCGAACAGAGUGUCCUCUUCAAAUCCUUGAGCACCAACACUAAUGAGAAAAAGGAUCCCGUGGUGGCUCCAGAAAUAAACGAGAAAGAGAACAGAGACACCACGAACAGUGGAGUUAAGAGAUCUAGGCUGGAAAAGAGUGCGCUUUUUUCAAGCAUGUUAUCGUCUGCUCAACCACAAGACAAAAUCUUUUCUCCUUCUGUGACAUCAGUCAAAACCAUGACCACGUCUUUCUGCACUUCUCAGAACAGUUCUCUUUCUCGGUCUUCAGUGUUACAGCCCAGAACUGAGGGUGCCCCACCCUGUGGUUCAGACAAAGAGCCACCUAAUCCACCCAACAACUCCUUGAAGGUCUUCAAUUUCGACUCAUCAACUACAUCUCAUUCUGGUUUAAAAAGUCCAAGCUACAUGGACAAAUAUCUGCAAAAAGAGGAAGCCAAAAAAGAUCUGGAUUCACGAAGCAACCUAAACUUGCCAGAAACCAAAUUUUCUGAAUUUUCAAAACUAAAGAACGGCGAAGAUACUGAAAAAGCUAAUCACCUUGAAACUGUUCUUAAACCAAACCUGCCAAACUUUGCAAACAGUGACACAGACUUCAUGGGUCUUUUCAAAUCCAGCCGAUAUGACCCCAACAUUUCUUUGUCUGGAAUGUCAUUAUCAGAUACAACAACACUUAGAGGAAGUGUCCAAAAUAAAAUCAACCCCAGACCAGGGAAGCUAGUGAUAUAUAAGGAACCCGAGGCUUCUGAUGAUUGCCUAGAAGUUUUCAGUGAUGUCCAAGAUUGCAGCUCCUGGAGUCUCUCUCCUGUGAUUUUCAUCAAAGUCAUCAGAGGAUGCUGGAUUUUGUAUGAGAAACCAAACUUUGAAGGGCACUCCAUCCCUUUAGAGGAAGGAGAAUUGGAACUUUCUGCUCUCUGGGGUGUAGAAGAUAUUCUGGAAAAAAAUGAUGAAGAGUCUGCUGAGCCUGUGGUGAUUGGUUCAGUCAGACACGUGGUCCAGGAUUACAGGGUUAGUCAAAUUGACUUAUUUACUGAACCGGAAGGGUUAGGACUUCAAAAUUCCUACUUUGAUGAUACUGAAGAAAUGCAGGGAUUUGGUGUAAUGCAGAAAACUUGUUCCAUUAAAGUGCAUUGGGGCACAUGGCUGAUAUACGAAGACCCUGGAUUUCAGGGUGUUCCUUUCAUUCUUGAGCCUGGUGAAUACCCCGACUUAUCCUUCUGGGACACAGAAGAAGCAUACAUUGGAUCCAUGCGGCCUCUGAAAAUGGGUGGCCGUAAAGUUGAAUUCCCUACGGAUCCAAAGGUAGUUGUCUAUGAAAAGCCUUUCUUUGAAGGAAAGUGUAUGGAAUUAGAAACAGAAAUGUGCAGCUUUAUCAUGGAAGGAGGUGAAACAGAAGCAUCGACUGGAGAUGGUAGUUUGCCACUUACAUCAGUGGGGUCCAUGAAAGUUCUAAGAGGCAUUUGGGUUGCCUAUGAGAAGCCUGGAUUUAGAGGUCAUCAGUAUUUGCUAGAAGAAGGAGAAUACAAGGACUGGAAAGAUUGGGGAGGUUAUAACGGAGAACUUCAGUCUUUACGACCUAUAUUAGGUGAUUUUUCAAAUGCUCACAUGAUAAUGUAUAGUGAAAAAAACUUCAGCUCUAAAGGUUCCAGUAUUGAUGUAUUAGGAAUUGUUGCCAAUUUAAAGGAGACUGGGUAUGGUGUGAAGACACAGUCUAUUAACGUACUGAAUGGAGUAUGGGUAGCCUAUGAGAAUCCUGACUUUACAGGAGAACAGUAUAUUCUGGAUAAAGGCUUUUAUACCAGUUUUGAAGACUGGGGAGGCAAAAAUUGUAAGAUUUCUUCACUUCAGCCCAUAUGUUUGGAUUCAUUCACUGGCUCAAGGAAACGAAAUCAGAUUCACUUGUUUUCAGAACCACAGUUUCAAGGUUGCAGCCAAAGUUUUGAAGAAACAACAGAUCAUAUUGAUGAUUCAUUUUCUGCAAAGUCUUGUAGAGUUAUAGGAGGCAGCUGGGUUGCAUAUGAUGGAGAAGACUUCUCUGGUAAUCAGUACGUGUUGGAAGAAGGCCACUAUCCUUGUCUCUCUGCAAUGGGAUGUCCUCCUGGAGCACUUUUCAAGUCUCUUCGUUUUAUAGAUGCUGAAUUUUCAGAACCAACAAUUAUUCUUUUUGAAAGGGAAGACUUCAAAGGGAAAAAGAUUGAACUGAAUGCAGAAAUCAUUAAUCUCCGAUUCCUAGGAUUCAACACAAAGAUCCGCUCUGUCCAGGUUAUUGGUGGCAUAUGGGUUACGUAUGAGUAUGGCAAUUACAGGGGUCGUCAGUUUCUACUGUCACCAGCAGAAAUACCUAAUUGGUAUGAAUUCAGUGCCUGCCGCCAAAUAGGCUCUCUCAGACCUUUUGCUCAGAAACGAAUUUACUUCAGACUUCGAAACAAAGCCACAGGGUUAUUCAUGUCGACCAAUGGAAACUUAGAGGAUUUGAAGCUUCUUAGAAUACAGGUCAUGGAGGAUGUUGGUGCUGAUGAUCAGAUAUGGAUUUAUCAAGAAGGAUGCGUCAAAUGCAGGAUAGCAGAAGACUGCUGCCUGACCAUCGUGGGCAGCUUGGUCACAUCUGGCUCUAAGCUGGGCCUGGCCCUUGACCAGAAUGCCGAUAGCCAGUUCUGGAGCAUGAAGUCCGACGGCAGGAUCUAUAGCAAGAUGAAGCCAAAUUUAGUUUUAGAUAUCAAAGGGGGUACACAGUAUGAUCAAAAUCACAUUAUCCUCAACACUGUCAGCAAAGAGAAGUUUACGCAAGUGUGGGAAGCCAUGGUCCUAUAA
Messenger RNA from Chrysochloris asiatica (Cape golden mole), 6363 nucleotides. RefSeq names its product absent in melanoma 1 (gene CRYBG1). The record is from RefSeq and is a predicted model, not a curated record. Bases 1 to 6363 code for a protein of 2120 amino acids. NCBI's taxonomy places the organism in Eukaryota, Metazoa, Chordata, Mammalia, Afrosoricida, Chrysochloridae. The transcript is spliced from 22 exons.